AUGUCGUACCCCGGAGUGCAACUGCCGUUGCGCUACUUCCCCCAGGGGGAUCCCUAUGCGUACCCGUCUCAACCUUCGGAUCAUCAAUUGUAUCGCAGGGGCGCGCACCCGCACUGCGUCAACUCCACGUCGGACCUGCUGAUGGUGCGCGAGGUGGCCAUGAUGAUUCUCAUGGAGCGCCUCACCGACAAGCCCGACUGGCACAAGAAGAUCUUUGACAAGGCCAUUAUCGACAAGUGGCGCGACGAGACCCUCACCCAGCCCGAGGACGCCCUCUACGCCCGCAUUGUCGACGGCAAGGACACCACCAAGAUCCCCAAGCCGCGCUGCCGCAUCAUGUCUCCCGCCUGCUUCGACUAUUGCAUCCAGGAGCUGAGAUGCAAGGCCGCCUUCUUCAAGCAGACGGGCCUGGUCUACACUCUCAACACGCGCGAGAACAACAUCAUCAAGUCCGACACUGUCGUUUCCGCCGACGUGCACAGUGCCCUUCGCGCCGCCUUUGGCAAGCUGCGUGCCGCCCAGGCUGCCGACCCGGACUGGCAUCCCUGGACCAACGAAGUCGUCCUGGACCUGGUGCACCCUUCGUUGUAUCCGUUUGUCUACGGCCAAACUAAAUUCAUCCCGGACGAGGCCGUCGGCGUCGUAGAUGCCGUCGACAAGUGGGCUAACAAGGGCGAGCCUGUUUCGAAAACACCACCCGUUGAUUCCUCGCUUGCCGGCUGGCGCGGCAUCCCCGAUAGCUUCUGGUCUGACACCUACCAGUGGCUGCCUGCCAAUCUCGCCUUCAACCCGGACGGCACCGUCAGAUUCACGAGCUACAUCAACAACCUGCACCCCAAGCGCCACGCCGAAAUCUACCGCGUUAUUGAGAAGCUCGUCGAUAUUGCCGUCCCGGCCUGGGAGUGUGCUCUGACCGGCGGGGUUCAGUUCAACGACGCGUACGACAUGAAGGGCUCGCCCGUGUCUCGGUUUGGCCAACCGCCCGAGGCUUGGGACGAAGACACCGACUCGCCUUCCUUCUGGGAACCACUCGAUCCCCAGCUUCUCGCGGCCACCGAGAAGCAGAAUGGCCCCUUGCCGUUUAACGAUUACGAACUGAGUAACUGCAUCAAGUACGGCAACUUCCCCGAGGGAUCGAGUGACCAGGAAAUAAGGGAGCGGGUAAUAGCUCAGCUGAAGUGGAGGGGUAUUCGCGAUCCCGUCCUCACGGAGCCCAUUGACUUUUCUCCCCUCGAGUACUCGUGCAGGGACAGGCUCGGCCAAAAGUUCAAGGAGACGGGGCUUCAGGUCAUCGUCAAGAUGGCCACCGUUGAGCUGACGCCCGACAAGCCCGAGUUCCCGGUGGGCGGCUGGCACAUUGAAGGCAUGAUGAACGAGCACAUCGCCGCCACCGCCCUCUACUACCUCGACUCGGAAAACGUGACGACGAGCUCCCUGUCCUUCCGCAUGCAGACCGACGAGGAUCAGGAGGAGCUGGUUGAGCGCACCGCCCAGGAUGACUACGAAUACUACGAGCGCCUCUUUGGCACUUCCCUAGGCCCAGGAAGAGGGCCCCCCGGCCUCUGCCUCCAGAACUACGGCGACGUUGAGACGUGCCAGGGACGGCUCCUCGCGUUUCCCAAUGUCUUCCAGCACCGCGUGUCGUCCUUCGAGCUAGAGGAUCCUACCAAGCCGGGCCACCGCAGCUUCAUUGCGCUGUGGCUUGUGGACCCGCACCAGCGCAUCAUUUCGACGGCCAACGUGCCGCCGCAGCAGCUCGACUGGUGGGCCAAGGCCGUUUUCGGGAGCUCUGGCACUGCCGCUGGCGAGCCCCAGUCGCCCGUCAAAGGCCAGAUACCGCCCGAGGUGCUCCAGAUCCUGCUCGAGCAGGGCGUUGGCAAGGGUCUUAAGCUGUCGGGCCACAUCCUGAGCAGCCUGCACGGCCGCCUCCCGGCCGAGGUCGUAGAUAUGGUGCGCGCCGAGGGCAAGCUGGCCGAGGGCCUGAUGACGCUCGAUGAGGCCAGGCAGCACCGCGUCGCGCUCAUGGAGGAGCGCAGCCACUUCCACCAGCGGAGCGAAGGCGAGUGGAACAAUACUGAAUACUCCUUCUGCGAGCACUGA
This is a messenger RNA of Lasiosphaeria miniovina, 2100 nucleotides long. RefSeq lists its product as uncharacterized. The record is from RefSeq and is a predicted model, not a curated record. Bases 1 to 2100 code for a protein of 699 amino acids. The transcript is spliced from 4 exons. NCBI's taxonomy places the organism in Eukaryota, Fungi, Ascomycota, Sordariomycetes, Sordariales, Lasiosphaeriaceae.